Molecule: messenger RNA, 1127 nt
Organism: Haplochromis burtoni (Burton's mouthbrooder)
Lineage: Eukaryota; Metazoa; Chordata; Actinopteri; Cichliformes; Cichlidae
Product: B-cadherin
Biological process (GO): calcium-dependent cell-cell adhesion; adherens junction organization; multicellular organism development
Cellular component (GO): adherens junction; plasma membrane; catenin complex
Molecular function (GO): calcium ion binding; cadherin binding
Source: RefSeq, a predicted model, not a curated record
GUGUGCAACAAGGAUCCAGCUCCUCAGCUGCUGUCAGUAACAGAUAAAGACGGACCAGAAUUUGGAGCUCCCUACUUGGUGUCUUUACAGGGCAUGUCAAAGACCAACUGGACCGCUAGGAUGAACGAAACCAGAACGGGCAUCAUCUUGAAUUUGGCCGCUGAGCUGCCCAGUGGAGAUUACAGUGUUAUACUGAGAGUGGCAGACAAACAUGGCUUGGGGCAGGACAACAUCAUCACAGCUAAAGUGUGUGACUGCAGGGGCACAGACUUCACUGCAUGCUCAGGUCCAGGACGCUAUGGUGCAGCUGCCAGCAACCUGCCCCUUAUCCUUGGAAUACUUGGAGCCAUCCUGCUGCUCGCACUGUUGCUGCUAGUGCUGCUGUUUACAAAACAGAGGAAAAGGGAGAAAAAGGAGCCACUCCUGCUGGAUGAUGGUGUCAGAGACAACGUCUAUUACUAUGAUGAAGAAGGAGGUGGCGAGGAUGAUCAGGACUAUGACCUGAGUGUUCUCCACCGUGGCCUGGACAACCGGCCUGAUGUGUUAAGGAAUGAAGUGGUGCCAAACUUCAUGCCUGCUCCUCAGUACCGGCCACGGCCUGCCAACCCCGAGGAGAUUGGCAACUUCAUUGAAGAUAACCUGAAGGCUGCAGACAACGACCCAACAGCACCCCCUUAUGACUCCCUGCUGGUGUUUGACUAUGAGGGAGGUGGUUCUGAUGCAGGAAGCCUCUCCUCUUUGAACUCUUCAAGUAGUGGAGACCAGAACUAUGACUGCCUCAAUGAAUGGGGCCCUCGCUUUAAGAAACUGGCCGACAUGUACGGAGGAGGAGAUGAUGACGAUAUGCUGUAAUCGUACCAUAUCACAUGGCUGCAUGUUUAAUUUGUAAAAGCAACCCAGAAAGGGGCUUUCAACAACACAUUUUGUUUUUAUAGAUAUAUAUAUGUGCACUGUGGUUUUGCCUUCUCACUGCAAUCCCGUUAGCAGUUAUCACCCACUGCUCAGAAGCCAAAGGAUGAGUUUUUGUUGUGUUAUGAAUGCAUUAGGCUCUGUAUGCUUUUUUUUCAUUUUGGGUUUUUUGUAGUUUUUAAUUUUUGUUUUUUAAUAAACAUCUGUUUUGACCUUCA